This is a messenger RNA of Carcharodon carcharias (great white shark), 711 nucleotides long. Its product is annotated as hemoglobin subunit alpha-2-like. Gene Ontology annotation, molecular function: organic acid binding; oxygen binding; oxygen carrier activity. Gene Ontology annotation, cellular component: blood microparticle; hemoglobin complex; haptoglobin-hemoglobin complex. NCBI's taxonomy places the organism in Eukaryota, Metazoa, Chordata, Chondrichthyes, Lamniformes, Lamnidae. Gene Ontology annotation, biological process: hydrogen peroxide catabolic process. Bases 1 to 696 code for a protein of 231 amino acids. The record is from RefSeq and is a predicted model, not a curated record. The transcript is spliced from 5 exons.
AUGGUGGCCAACACUUCAACUAACAGCAACCAGCUGUUUGGGAGUAAACUGGCUGUGGAUUUUGAGCACAAUUUCAAGCUCGAAAGUGUUAAGACUGGAAGAGUAACGAGAGCAGUAACCAUACCAAGCAAACAAUUCAGUGCAGCCGACAGGACUGCGCUCGCUCAGGUCGGCAAGGUUUUGUCGCAGCAUGCGGAAGCUUUCGGUGCAGAAUCUUUGGCUAGGUUGAUUGGAACUCAUCCUGCAUCCAAGAUUUAUUUCAGUGAGUUCACUGACUACAGUGCUGCCGGCUCUCGGGUCAGAGUCCACGGUGCUAAAGUACUCGGAGCUGUGGCCAAAGCGAUUGGGCACUUGGAUGAUCUGCAUACUCACCUGGAACCGCUUGCCGCCAAACAUGGCCAUGAACUUCUGGUGGAUCCUCAAAACUUCCCGGUCCCAGUUGUGUGGUCCCACCCCCAGGAGCCACGGAUUGCCUCAGACAACAAGAAAAGAGAAGCCUUUCUCAAGCAUUGUCACACCAGACUAGUUCACCAAGCAAAAGCUCAGUUUAUCUGUAGCUUUAAAAGUCGUGGGACAGCGGAUAUCCAAAACAGCUUUUUUUUAAACGAUGAUUGCCAAGAGAAACAAAACAGUUCAGAGUCCUGGCCAACUGUAUACUGGAUAUUGAAGGCAAAUGGCUAUCGUCUAGUACAAUGAUUCAGCAAAUUUCAG